CAAAAAACUGAUUUGUCAUUCCUAAACCCACGCCUUUGUUUUUCAGAAAAAUGUGAACCGGUUGUGAUUCCUAAACCCAUUUCCCUUCUGGACCUUCUCGUACUUCACCUUAAUGUUGUCUACAUCCAAACAUGGAGCUCUCACUCUUUCUUCAAUUCUCCUCAAACAUCUCACACCCCUUACAGCAUUUUCACCAUUCUCUUCAAAACCCGAUUCAAAUUUCACAACCCCAAAUCAGAUUGCCACAAUCCCAAAACAACCCGCUGCAAGAACAAGAGUCCCACAGGUUUCAGACCCAGUAAGUGCUUCUGUUGUAGAUUCAGUAUGUUCUUUACUUUCUAAAGAAACCGCCAGUGUUGAUAGUUUGUUGAGUGGUUUCAAACACGAGUUGAGUUCAGAAGUGGUGCUUCAAGUUUUGAUGAAUUAUAAGCAGCUGGGAAGGAGAAAGACAUUGGACUUCUUUUCUUGGGCUGGGUUUCAAAUGCAUUUUCAGUUUGAUGACUGUGUGGUUGAGUACAUGGCUGAUUUCUUAGGUAGGAGGAAGCUCUUUGAUGACAUGAAGUGUCUUUUAUUGACUGUGUCCUUGCACAGGGGUCGGGUUUCGUGUCGAACAGUUUCGACUUGUAUUAGGUUUCUGGGUAGGCAGGGAAGGAUUAAAGAAGCACUUUGCGUGUUUGAAGAAAUGGAAUCUAGAUUUGGGUGUAAACCUGAUAAUCUUGUGUACAAUAAUGUGCUUUAUGUGCUUUGUAAGAAGGUGUCAUCUGGGCAUUUGAUUGAUUUUGCGCUUGCAGUUUUUCGGAGAAUUGAAUCCCCUGAUAUGUAUUCGUAUAGUAAUAUGCUUGUUGGUUUGUGUAAAUUUGGUAGAUUUGAGACUGCUGUUGAAGUUUUUGGUGAAAUGUGUGGGACUGGUUUGGUUCCUACUAGGUCUGCAGUGAAUGUUCUUAUUGGAGAGUUGAGUUUAUUGAGUGCGAAAGAAGCAGCUGUUGCUAAAGUAAGAGUGAAAAAUGUUCGUAGGCCGUUUAAGAUUUUGGUUCCAAAUGUGCAUGAAAAGAGUGGUGCUAUCCAGCCUGCACUUGGAGUGUUUUGGGAAGUUUAUAAACUAGGCUUAUUACCUAGUACUUUUGUCAUAAUCCGACUUCUAUCAGAGCUUUGUCAAUUGGGAAAAAUGGAAGAGGCUGUUCGGGUCUUGAAGGCUGUUGAGGGUAGGAAGCUGAGUUGCGUGGAGGAGGGCUACUGUAUUUUGAUGAAGGGAUUGUGUGAACACUGCUGCGUUGAGGAAGCUAGUCAUUUGUUUGGGAGGAUGCUCUCUCAGGGCAUGAAGCCAAAGUUGACUAUUUAUAAUUCUAUUAUCUGCAUGCUAUGCAAACUAGGGAAUUUGGAUGGUGCUGAAAGUGUCUUUAAGAUGAUGAACAAGAAGAGGCGUCUUCCGGAUAGUUGUACUUAUUCUGCAUUGGUCCACGCUUAUUGUGAAGCUGGAAAAUGGAAAGCUGCUUAUGACUUGAUGAUAGAAAUGCUCGGUUUGGGCUGCUCUCCGCCUUUUCACACUUAUAGCUUAGUGGAUAAACUUUUGAGAGAAAAUGAACAAACAGAUUUGUGUUUUAAAUUGGAAACGAAGUUGGAAACCCAGAUCUUGGAGAAGCUAUGCAAAGAUGGUCGAUUAGAGGAUGCGUAUGAGAAGCUAAAGUCAAUGAUUGAAAAGGGGUUUUACCCACCAGUUUAUGCGAGAGAUGCUUUUAAGAAUGCAUUUCGGAAGUAUGGAAAAUUAAAAAUAGCUCAGGAUUUGUUACAGACGAUAGAUGACUUAGACAACAAUGAGGAGAAACAACUUAGCUGUCAAUGAACAUAUCAACAGAAGUACUUUCCACCGUCAACUGAAGAAGAUCUCUGAAAAAGAUUGAUACACGAUCAAACAGAUAGAGAGAAGAAAUGAUUGGGGUCAAUGCUUGACAACAGAUAUAACGUGAAAACUCCUUUAUAUAUGGCAGUGUGCCUUGUUCACAUGAAAAAUCUGAAACCUUGGAGAGCUAAUGCAGUUGCAAGUACCUUAAGCAAUGAUGCAGACAAAUGGAAGAGCGAGGAAAGAUCAAACCAGCAAUGAAGUUGUGCUGUGAUCACUGUAAACAAGGAUUAGACUCAAGUUUUCUGAAAAGAACAUGGAGACAACAUACCAGGAAAGAUUCAUCUUUCUGUGUGGCAAGUUGGCUGGCAUUCACCCUGCUGUAUGUUGAGUAUUUGGUAGAUUGUUAUCAAAUCUAUCAUGACCAAACAUGGUUGUCAUCAAAGUGAAUUAUCAAAAUUCAAGUUUUUGUUCUGAUGCUUUUGUCACUUUGUGGCUAUAGAAGUGUACAAUCUGGAGUUGCAGUCUUCUGUCAUGAAUUGAUUAGUAAAUCAAAAUUUUACUCAUCCGUAAAGAGUUCAGCAUCUUGUGGUCUCCAUUUCGGCUCGAGUUUCAAAGAUUAUAAGACUUGGGAAAUCCUAAAAGAUCUUUAUUUGAACACCUUUAGCAAUGGAGAACAAAGUGAACAGUUGAGGAUGUGGUCAAGGCAAGAGGACGAGAGGCCAUAUUGAUUGGCUUUGCAGUCGAUCUGCAAGCGCUGAAAGGUUUGAAGGAUUGGGAUAGUCCAUGACCAAAUUAUUGCAGCUAAACCAAGUACAAAUAUUCUGACACCAAUGGAAUGGGAUAUCAAGACAUUGUUAAAGAUGUAUAGGGAAUGCCAGAGGUUCUUUAAAUCUUAUUGGAAACAUUUGGCGGACAACCACACUCUUAGUCAAUUUACUCCCUUGCAGGAAGGCCAAAGAACCUCCUAAGGUACGGGUGUUAUUAUGGAAUACUUUUCAUGGAAAAAUUAAUUGCCGGAGUAGUGCAGAGGAGGACUUUGUCUUUCUCCUCACUGCUGUGAAUUGUAAAGCUGGAGCUAUGAGCAGAAACCAUCUAUUACUUACAUUGUCCAAUUGCUUUAGCGCACGGUUUGGAAAAAGGCUGCUUUGGUAGAUUAUGUUGGGGGGUCGUUGCAACUAAUUGUGUGGCGCUUUGGGAAGAUGGCUAUAUGGCUAUAUUCUGGGUUAUUACUUAUUUGGGUGGAAAGAAACAAGAGGAUUUUUGAAGCUGCUAGGGAGUGAAGAUAGAGCUCGGCUCUGGUAACCAGUUUCCUCAGAACUGAGGGAUUGGUCUGUUACUUAUUCGUUGUUGGCUUUGCUAGUUUUUCUUGACUUUUGUGUUCUGUUUACUGGAUGUCUUAUCCACUGUUCUGUACAUUCAUCCCAUUAUUAGUAAAAUUCAUUUUCCUGUAAAGAAAAAGAUGCCAGUGGUUUCUUGUAAGUUAUUAUUA
Molecule: messenger RNA, 3329 nt
Organism: Rosa rugosa (rugosa rose)
Lineage: Eukaryota; Viridiplantae; Streptophyta; Magnoliopsida; Rosales; Rosaceae
Product: pentatricopeptide repeat-containing protein At3g22470, mitochondrial-like
Exons: 4
Coding region: 113-1840 (575 amino acids)
Molecular function (GO): protein binding
Source: RefSeq, a predicted model, not a curated record